UUGUGUCUUGUCAAAACAGACGUUCCACGGAAAGAAAGUAUUGUGAUUUUGUGCAAUAAACUCAUUUAUUUCUAGUUAAUAAUAAUGUGUAAAUAAACAGUUACUCACAUGUAUAUCAAAUAUGGAUUCGAAUUUACCAUUUUUUAGUCUCCCGUUCGCGGAUACGGAGACUUCAGACUUUUUUGGGAGGAUAAAGCCGGAGGGUGCGUACGAUGGACUCCACGCUGCGUUACCGUCGCAUGGGUCGCUACUGGGCCCCGACGAUGUGUUGGCCCAGUUCCUGUCAGGCGAUGAACCUCUCGAGGAGCCCGACCUCAAUGGACCCACGACUCUGCACUGCGAGAUAUGUAAGAAGCAAUUUGAUAACGCCAAGAAGUAUUACGGACAUCUUAGAGUCCACUCCAAGGAUAAUCUGUGGGUUUGUGAAAAAUGUCCCGACCAGAAGUUCUCGACGAAACAGCAGUUGAUGAAGCAUGGCCUCACGCACAAGCCUCUUGGUAGAGACUGGAAGUGCUUGCAUUGCAACAUGGCAUUCGAGGCUCUCUGGAAACUACAGCAGCAUCUAUUUGCUAAACAUUUAGAUUACAAGCCACAUAAAUGUGAUCAAUGUGAGAAAGCAUUUGCUAAGCCAUCAGAUUUAAAAAAACACAAAGACAUGCACAAUGAUGUAAACAAGUAUCCAUGUCCAGAAUGUGAGAUGCGGUUCAAGGACAAGUCCAACCUGAAGCGCCACAUGUUGCGGCACGGGAACGUGCAGCCCUACUGCUGCAGCGGUUGCGGGACCAAGUUCAAACAGGUGGCCUCUCUAAACCGUCACACUGAAAACUGCGUGCUAUACAUGUCGACCGCCCAGCCAAUAGAUAAGGGAGCUAGAAAGAACUACUGCCGCGUCUGUGGCAUGAGCUUCCAGUACAAAAGUGCGCUGUUGGAGCAUUGUGUCAGACAACACACAAUAUCAACAGCGAAACCGUCAGAACCAGAGAAAGAAGACAAAAGUCUAACUGACACAAAUAGAAUUGUAGACAACAUAGUAGACGAUAUACUAUCGGCAGAAGACGAUUACAUGACAAUGUCCACACAGAAUGAAAUACUAAACGUAUAUAACACUAAUGAUAUAGACGCUAACACCGAAAAUCUAAUGCAAAUAGAACUAUUAGACGAAAUGAACCAACUUCACAUAUUGGACGGAGAGCUAUUUUACAACGAUAUGGAUUUUGAUAGCAUUCAACCCAGCCACAUGUUUAAUAACAACACUGAGAUCGAUUAUACAACAGACAAAAAUACAGAAAUAUUAUUUGACUAUACAGAUACGAAUAAAAGUAAUGAUCAAGAUAUUAUGAAUACGCUGUUUCAUGUGAAAGCUGAGUAUUUACCUGAAGAGUUGCUAAACCCGCCUGAAGUAGUGAAACCAGCAGAAAAACCUCCUGAAUUCACAAAUGUAGCAGUGGACGAAUGUGCUACUAUAUUUGAGAGUGACGUAGAUUUGGAAGCUAGUACCAAUUUAGCGGCAAAUUUAAACCAGUUGAUUGGUGAGAAUAGUGUCCAGUACAUAUCUACUGAGGACGAUGAUACGUUUAUAAUUAGUUUAAAUAGUGAAAUUGAUGCUGAACAACUGACUGAUAUGUUGAAUAUUGGUGUCGAAUUAGUUGAUAAGAAGGAUAAUGUACCUGAAACUAGUAUUAUUAAUAAUAAUUCCGAUGUGUUAAGAAAGGUAGCGACUGUAGAUCCCAAGGUUGAUGAUUGUCCAGUCAAUGCUACAGUUUUAAAGGAAGAUGCCAUCGCUCCUAUAGAAGAUGUGGUUGGUAAAAAGCCAAAGGUACUGAAGGCUAGAAAGAGAGUGUUGUAUAUCUGCCGGACGUGUAAUAAAGUGUUUAAGAGGAAGAAUAAUUAUAAAUCUCAUAUAGCGACCCACGAGCCAUCUCUCCGGCAGUACAAGUGCAAGGUGUGCGGCGAGCAGUUCAGCUACCAGUCGACGUUGAACAAACACACGCGCGCCAAACAUACACCCGCCGUGCUGCCCGACCACAGCUGUAGUAUCUGCGAUAAACACUUUAAUCAUGCUUGGAUGUUGAGAGACCACUUCCUGCGCGACCACGACGGCGUGACCCCCCACGAGUGUGACUACAAGGGCUGUAAGAAGAGUUUCUUCAAGAAGUGCGACCUCGUCGUACAUAAGAGGAGCCACACAGGAGAGCGUCCGUACUCGUGCAGUAUAUGCAGCCGCAAGUUCCAGCAACUGGGACAUCUCAAGCGACACGAGAGGGGCGUCGACUGCACUAAACAUUUACAGAAACAGAAGUCUUGCUCGUUGCUGAUCCUGCAGGAAGUGCCGGCGAAGACUAAUAACAGCUGUGAUAUUAAAAAAGUAAAGCUAAAGAAAUAAAACUAUAGUUACGUAAUCAAA
This is a messenger RNA of Spodoptera frugiperda (fall armyworm), 2404 nucleotides long. RefSeq names its product zinc finger protein 184-like. Bases 122 to 2383 code for a protein of 753 amino acids. The record is from RefSeq and is a predicted model, not a curated record. Lineage: Eukaryota; Metazoa; Arthropoda; Insecta; Lepidoptera; Noctuidae. The transcript has 11 exons.